AUGUCUUCACAGACGGUCGCUGUAUCAGCGCCGGGUAAGGUCCUAUUUGCUGGAGGAUUUCUCGUUCUCGACCGGAAGCAUACUGGUCUUGUUUUUGGGCUAGAUGCUCGAAUCCAUGUCCACGUUGACUCCUGGCUUCAACACCCGUCUGCGCUGAAGGGAGCACAUAUCCAAGUCAGGUCGCCGCAAUUCAACGAGGCCCAAUGGCUUUACAGUCUUUCAGAUGCAGUCGGUGACCAUGUCGCCGUCAAUGUUGCUCAGGUACUCGACCAGGACGGUUUCACCAGUGGGUCGAAUAAAUUUGUGGAGACCACACUUCGAUAUGUCCUGAGUUAUCUGUCACAUGUCACGAAAGAUAUCUAUCAGAGCCUCAGUAUCACGAUUCUAGCGGAUGAUGACUACUACUCGCAAUCUGCUGGCUCAUCUCAACCACAAGAGGCCAAGUCGGAUUUUACCAACUUCGGAGUCAAGCUGACCGAGGCGCACAAGACUGGACUCGGCUCUUCAGCAGCUUUGGUCACAGCACUGGUAGCCUCAUUGCUGGGAUUUUACAGUGAUGGUGAUGUUGAAGAAACUCGACAACUUCAGCGGACUCACAAUCUCGCCCAAGCAGCCCACUGUGCUGCUCAAGGCAAGGUUGGAUCCGGAUUCGACGUGGCUGCCGCGGUCUACGGAUCGUGCCUCUAUCGACGUUUCAGUCCUGCGGUACUGGAAAGUAUCGGGGAGCCAACGAGUGUCGGGUUUUCUACUCGGCUUCGUGUCUGUAUAGAUCAUCUGGAUCUGGAGAACUCGUGGGACCAAGAAGUGGUGCGCCAGGCAGUGCAAGUACCUAACAGCCUUCUCUUGGUAAUGUGCGAUGUGGACUGUGGUUCGGAAACUCCUGGUAUGGUUCGCAAAGUCCUCCAAUGGAGGAAAGAGCAAUCCGAGGAAUCCAACUUGCUUUGGAAUGCUCUACAACGAGGGCAAGAAGAGUUGUGUCAGCAGCUUAGACGACUGGCCGAGAAAGAAGGAAUUUUAUUCGAUGGCUACCAGGAACUGGCCGAUACUAUCUCCACAAUACGCAGCCUCGUACGAGAAAUGUCGGUGGCAUCCACGGUGCCCAUCGAGCCGCCCGUCAUCACGGAACUGCUGGAUUUCUGCACCAGUUUGCCGGGAGUUGUGGGUGGUGUCGCGCCAGGAGCUGGAGGCUACGAUGCGGUGGCGCUAUUGGUAAAGAAUGAUGUGGAAGUGGUGCAUGACCUGCAAUCUAGACUGGAGGGUUGGAAGAGUAAGGAUACCAGUGGGACCACCAUUGGGAAGGUGCGAUUACUGGGAGUCAAGCAGGAGAAACAAGGCGUAAGGGCAGAGAGUAGUGUCAGAUAUAGUGGUUGGCUUUGA
Exophiala bonariae is the source of this 1377-nucleotide messenger RNA. RefSeq lists its product as uncharacterized. Bases 1 to 1377 code for a protein of 458 amino acids. Gene Ontology annotation, cellular component: peroxisome. NCBI's taxonomy places the organism in Eukaryota, Fungi, Ascomycota, Eurotiomycetes, Chaetothyriales, Herpotrichiellaceae. Gene Ontology annotation, molecular function: ATP binding; phosphomevalonate kinase activity. Gene Ontology annotation, biological process: ergosterol biosynthetic process; isopentenyl diphosphate biosynthetic process, mevalonate pathway. The record is from RefSeq and is a predicted model, not a curated record. The transcript has a single exon.